AACUACUCAAAAGUCCUAAUGAAAUACCUAAUAGAUACAAUCUUAAACAAUUUCUUAAAGAACCACCAAAUAUCAAAAUACCACUUACUCCACCCCUUUUUAAUUCAAUUUCUACAAUUGGACCCUUUAGAAUAGAUGAAACUGGACGUGAUAAAUACUUUUACCUUAAUAAUUUCAAAAGUUGUACAUCUUUUUUUGUAAAUCUGUUGUCCAGUAUAAUUAGUCUUCACAAAACUGGUGAAACUGAAGAUUCAUAUCACAGUUUCUGGGAUGAUGUGAUUAAAAAGUCCUUUGAAACAUUUGGUGAAAACUUGAAGUCAAUGGAGUUUGAUCGUAACACCAACAAUAAUAUAUGCUCAGGACAAUGUAGACCUGAUUUUAUCAUGUUAGUGGAAAAUCUUUGUCUUGUUCGUGGUGAGGAAAAGCCAAGAGGUGAUAGAGAAAAACCGGAGAAUGAGUUAAUUGAAAAAUUUGAAACUUGGAACUAUGGUGAUGCCCCUUACAUUUUUGGAUAUCAUGCUAAAGGUGCUCUUGUCACCUUUGCUAUUUUAUAUAAAUCCACCUCCAGAAAUGAUCAGAAUCUAAGAAUAUACAGUGAAAGUCUUAAUGUAUUUGAUUUAAACAAAUUAUCGGAUAGAAUCAAUGCAAUGUUUUACAUUAGAAACAUAUGUCGAUUACUACCAAUGAUAUUGGAUCUAUGUCCAAAAAAAGAUAAUCCCGAGUUUCAAGUGCUAAAUCGAUUAAAUGGGAAUGUAGUAGAACUUGGUUACACAGUUAAGAAAAUUCUCUGCACAGAACAAGAUGCUAAUCACUUAAAAUAUAUUUACAAGUUGUUGAAAGACAAUGAAAUCAGAUGUGUUGAUGAAUUAUUUGCUUCACAUGGUAGAAAUGUUCAUUUGAGACCUCGUGGAGAUGAUAGAAAACCAUCAGAUUUGAAUGAACUGCUAAGAGCAUUAACUUGUAUAUUAACUUGCAUCAAAGAUUUACAUAAUAUAAAACCUCAUCCACUGAUGCAUAGAGACAUCAGAUGGCCAAACAUAAUCCUACAUAAUGAAAUAUAUAUUUUAAUUGACUUUGAAUCUGCUGAAAUUGCACCACAAGAAGCUUUAAAGCAGCUCAAGGAAAAUGAACAUGCACCCGAGGUAUUAAGGGGAAAGCAUGAUGAGAAAGUUGACUUAUGGGGAGUUGGGCAUUUGGUAUUUUCAAGCAAUAUCCGCAACAUUCCAACAGAUCUUUCAAAUCUAGCAUCAAAACUAUGUGAACAUGAUCCAAAUGAACGACCAUCAGCAUCUGAUGCUCUUGAAGAGGUUAAAGAAAUGUUUAAAAAGUGGAACUCUCAUGAUAAAUGGUUGGAGUUUUUUGAAAAUGGUUUUAAAUAA
This is a messenger RNA of Entrophospora candida, 1379 nucleotides long. Lineage: Eukaryota; Fungi; Glomeromycota; Glomeromycetes; Entrophosporales; Entrophosporaceae. The record is from the annotation of a GenBank genome assembly.